Messenger RNA from Aspergillus novofumigatus IBT 16806, 696 nucleotides. Its product is annotated as sulfotransferase family protein. The transcript has 4 exons. The record is from RefSeq and is a predicted model, not a curated record. Lineage: Eukaryota; Fungi; Ascomycota; Eurotiomycetes; Eurotiales; Aspergillaceae. Bases 1 to 696 code for a protein of 231 amino acids.
AUGCCCCCCUUGAAGAUUAUAGGAGCAGGCUGGGGACGUACAGGUACACUGAGUCUCUGUCACGCGCUGGAGCUAUUAGGUUUCUCAUGUCACCAUAUGCAAUCAGCCCUGCUCGACCUUAGCCAGGAUCCUGACCUCUUUAUUGAGGCCUACCAUACCCGCACAGGCGACUGGGAACGCGCAUUUAUGGGAUAUGAUGCCGCUGUCGAUUGGCCGGCAGCUGAGUUCUGGGAGGAGCUUGCAGUAAAAUAUCCCGAUGCGAAGACCAUCCAGGACUGGCCCAUGUCGACAGAGUUAGAAUGGCCGGAACAUAUGCACAAAUUUCGGAGAAUGGCACGUGCUAUCAUCCGUGAUGGUGCGUUACAAGGGUUUAGCGAUAAGAAGGCAAUGAUUGCGCGCUAUAUGAAGCAUAUAGAGCGAGUCAAGAAGACUAUUCCUUCGCACCGUCUGCUAAUAUUCGACGCGAAAGAUGGCUGGCAACCGCUGUGUCAUUUUCUUAAUAUGUCUCCGCCGUCUGGGGUUUCUUAUCCACAUAGCAAUCGUGGUGGGGACUUUGAAGCGCGUCUUCUCUGGAUCAGAAAACAAAUCCUUGAGAGUGGGUCGGAGAAGUCAACAAGCAUGUUCCCGGCCGAUUUGAAGCAAAUGAGUGCGAGCAGCCUGCCUAUGCAGAGCUUGUGCAAGGAUGAAGCAUCUUAG